This is a messenger RNA of Gaeumannomyces tritici R3-111a-1, 1583 nucleotides long. RefSeq names its product GTP-binding protein ypt1. Lineage: Eukaryota; Fungi; Ascomycota; Sordariomycetes; Magnaporthales; Magnaporthaceae. The coding region runs from base 232 to 840 and encodes 202 amino acids. The record is from RefSeq and is a predicted model, not a curated record. Gene Ontology annotation, molecular function: GTP binding; GTPase activity. The transcript has 5 exons.
CUCCCAGACAUUCCCGCUGCAGCCUGCCCCUACCAGAAACGAGUACCACCCUGACGGCCAACUCCAUUAAUCGACCGUCGCCCAGUCUCUACUUCUGCUCCCGCAUCAUCACUUGAUAGGCCUCCCCAUCAAACACCCACCAAAACAACGCUCUCCCUCUUCACCCAUCGUCGCCCUCUCCGACGCUUGCUACCUCGUACUCUACCGUCGACCACAGCCAACACCGCAAUCAUGAACCCCGAGUACGACUACCUCUUCAAGCUCCUCCUGAUUGGAGACUCCGGUGUCGGCAAGUCCUGCCUACUGCUCCGGUUCGCCGACGACACGUACACCGAAUCGUACAUCUCAACCAUCGGCGUCGACUUUAAAAUCCGGACUAUCGAGCUGGAUGGCAAGACCGUCAAACUGCAGAUCUGGGAUACGGCAGGCCAAGAGCGCUUCCGCACCAUCACCUCCUCGUACUACCGUGGUGCCCACGGCAUCUGUGUCGUCUACGAUGUCACAGACAUGGACUCCUUCAACAACGUGAAGCAGUGGCUUCAGGAGAUUGACAGGUACGCCACCGAGGGUGUUAACAAGCUCCUCGUUGGCAACAAGAGCGAUAUGGCGGACAAGAAGGUGGUCGAGUACACCGUGGCCAAGGAGUUCGCCGACAGCCUUGGCAUCCCGUUCCUGGAGACGUCGGCCAAGAACGCGAGCAACGUCGAGCAGGCAUUCUUGACCAUGGCCCGCCAGAUCAAGGAGAGGAUGGGCACGACAACGACGAACAACUUGAAGCCGACUGUACAGGUCGGCCCCGGCCACGGCGUCUCGGCGACGCAGAGCAACAGCUGCUGCUAAACGACGGGACGCAUCAGACCACGUCUGCUUUCUGCACAACAAUCGCCGGGUGCCUGACCUGCACCCAGCAGAGCCUGGCGCCCCGAGAUGUCUGCCACCGUGAUGCGUCCGCCAUCUGGCCGUUUGGACUGUUCUCCGGAACCUGCCGAAUAUUACGAACGGUGUGAUGGGAGACUUUGAUGGCCUGUGAUGAUGACUUGGCCAAGGGCAAGCCAAACGACUGGCAGUAGGGAGACUGGGUUAGGAUCAACGGGUUUCUUUGGCUGUUUUCGCUCUCGUGUUGUUUCUGUUCUCUUACCAUUUUCACGUUCACGCAUAGAUGAAGGUUUGCACGUCCUUUGGAUCUCUCUUGUCUGUUCCCUAGCCCCUUUCUCACGGUUCGCUCGCUCUGCACAUCUUUCCGUCUCGCAACAUUCAGCUCGCGCCCCCUUCUUUAUCUUCACUGGCUCUGCUAAGGGGGCAAGGGAGUGAGGGGACUGCAUAGGCCUCGUAUCGUGUCUCGUGCCAACGACAUGUUCGGGCCGCUUUUAAUGGAGACUGCCUGGGGAAAGACGAGCGCUCGCGAGCAAGGCGGGGCGCCUUGUCAUUUAUGUUCAUUCUAUCACUUGGCGAGUCACAGAAUCACAUAAUUUUGGGCCUUCGGAAGUCAUCAGCAUAUGCAGGCAGUCUGCGUGGCGAGUGCAAAACGUGCACAAUCUUUCUGUUUGUUACCCACUCGCUCGAUGGGGGCUAUCCCAUUGGCA